Orcinus orca (killer whale) is the source of this 3375-nucleotide messenger RNA. It is a transcript of the gene CPTP, whose product is annotated as ceramide-1-phosphate transfer protein. Gene Ontology annotation, biological process: ceramide transport; intermembrane lipid transfer. Gene Ontology annotation, molecular function: ceramide 1-phosphate binding; ceramide 1-phosphate transfer activity. The coding region runs from base 1735 to 2379 and encodes 214 amino acids. The record is from RefSeq and is a predicted model, not a curated record. Lineage: Eukaryota; Metazoa; Chordata; Mammalia; Artiodactyla; Delphinidae. The transcript is spliced from 3 exons. Gene Ontology annotation, cellular component: cytosol; membrane; cytoplasm.
GGGCGUGGGAGGGGGCGGCCGAGGACCCGACUCCCGCCCUGGCCCGGACCCCGGGCCCCUGAGCCAUCCCUGGGCCUCAGCUGGAGCAGGACCCACCCGAGCCCCGGAUCCCACCUCGGCGCCACCCGGAGCCCCCUUAGCAGGCGAGACUGGGGCUGUGGUGCCGGAGGGUUGCCCCCUUUUUCCUGGGGUCCUUCAGCUUGCUGUCAGCCACAGGGCUGCGGUGCUCAGGCCGGCCUCAGGACGAGCCCUGACCUUGGGACCGUGGACUGCCCCUGGGGGAGCCUUGGCGGUGCCCUGCAUCACCUUCCCAGAGCUGGCAGGCUGCCCGCCCCCGGCCGCGCCGCCCCUGCCCUUCCUGUUUUUUCCAAGCUCUGAAAGGCUGCUGGCACCUCCUGUUGGCUGCUGGCUCAGGUUCUGGGCAGGAAGGCCAGGCCCACAGGAUGUCUGGUGACCAGGAAGGUAGCCCUGAGGGCCUCAGAGGCCAUCUGCUCGGUGGACAGAAGACUGAGGGCCUGAGAGAGGGGAGGGGUGUUCUAGAAACCUCCGGAGUGUUAUCUUCCUGAGUCCAGGCCCGGCUGUCCCCCACACCUGAAGACAGGGUGAGCUCACCUCUGGGCACUCCACCCAGUGCCAGGCAUGCAGCCAAGCCGUGGGGCCUGCAGGGCCUCAGCAGCACCUACUGGGCCCCAUCAGAUGCUCCCAGCAGCCUGGGUGGUGGGCAGGGGAGGGUGUGCGGGCCCAUUUUCCCCAAAGAUGUGGGACAGGAUCUUAAAACAGUGCACGAUUUGCCCGCACAGUGGAAGGCAGACCCUGCCCAGGCACACCAGUGUGCUCUCCUGGCUGAGCUCUCACCACACACCUCGGGCGACCGGGCUCCCACAGUGCUCCCAGCACCAAGAGCACAGGAACCCCCAUGCCCAAAGGGGUGAGAGCUUGUCCUGGACAUGAGGUGAGACACAGCUCAGUCCCCAGGGCCUGUCAGAGCCACACGGCAGUGCAGGCCCCAGGCACCCAGGGAGGCAGGGGCUGAGGUGCCCAGCGACACCCACUAACGCUUGGGCACUUGGGUGUUUGUGGAGUGACUAUAUGAAUGCCAGAAUCCAGAGCAGGCCUCUGGCCUGGGGCACUUCUGGACUCCCUGGGGCUGGGGGAGGGCCUGUGGCUGUCUUCAGAGCGUGAGAAAACCUGUGUGUGCUCCAGCUGCCCUUCUGUGUGCGACGGGUACAGUUACAGUAGGAGUGAGAAGACUGGUGUCUGUCCAUCUGUCGGCAAAUGCUGACCCCGCAGCCUCUGCUCUGUGUGUUGCGAUGCAGCUUCAAGCAAGGAAGGGCGUGGCCCUCCAGCCUCAGCCCACAGUCUGUCUCUCCACGGUGCUUAUCCUUUUACCUACUGUGUUGAACUUCCUGUCUUUGCUAUUAUCACACACACACACACCUGCCACUAGGAUGUUGCCUCAGCGGGGCCAGGCUGUCGGUCUCACUCACAGUGCACUGGAAUGGGUGCCUGGCUCUGGGUGGGGACUCAGCAAAUACUUCUCCAGUUAGUAGGAACAGACAUACACUCAAGAGAGACAGACUAUAAACCAGCAAGGAAACCUGAGCAGAGACGCCUCCCACGAGUGAGACGUGGCAGUGGUUUGACAAGCCUGAGCGUCGGGGGGCCGUGCUAAGAGCCGGGCCAGGCCUGUGUGUCUGCGAGUGUGUGACCCGAGCAGAGCGAGUUCCUGUUGAAAUGGAUGACUUGGAGUCAGAGUUUAAUCUGAAAGUUGUCCUGCUCAGUUUCAAGCAGUGUCUCAACGAGAAGGAAGAGGUGCUGUUGGACCACUACCUCGCCAGCUGGAGGGGGCUGGUCAGGUUCCUGAACAGCCUGGGCACCAUCUUCUCGUUCAUCUCCAAGGAUGUGGUGGCGAAGCUGCAGAUCAUGGAGCAGCUGUGCGGUGGCCCCCAGCAGGAGCACUAUAGCACCCUGCAGGCCAUGGUGGCCUACGAGGUGGGCAGCCAGCUGGUGGACCUGGAGAGGCGCUCCCGCCACCCCGACUCGGGCUGCCGGACGGUGCUGCGGCUGCACCGCGCCCUGCACUGGCUGCAGCUCUUCCUGGAGGGCAUCCGCACCAGCCCUGAGGACGCGCGCACUGCCGCGCUCUGCACUGACUCUUACAAUGCCUCGCUGGCCGCCUACCACCCUUGGAUCAUCCGCCGCGCCGUUACCGUGGCCUUCUGUGCACUGCCCACACGCAAGGUCUUCCUGGAGACCAUGAACGUGGGGUCCCCCGAGCAGGCCGUGGAGAUGCUGGGCGAGGCCCUGCCCUUCAUCGAACGCGUCUACGACAUCUCCCAGAGGCUGUACGCCGAGCACGCCCUGCUGGACCUACCCUAGGGGCUGGCAGGCCCAGGUGGGGUGGGCUUCCCCUAAUCCAGAGCUGGGUGGGGGCAGCCGGGACCUAUCAGUCCCACCGUGGAACUUUCUGGGUCCCCCUGUGAGCUGAGCUCGUCGGGAGCCAUUCAGAGCAUCCAGCCGCUGCAAACAGGCUUCACGGAGAAGGCAGACGCUGGCCGUCUGCUCCACGCCCGGCCUCUCCUUUGCCUGGGCAUCUCAUCUUUACCCUCAGCUAAGGUACACUCAUGUCCAGUCAGGCCUUUCCCGGGUAGAUGAAGUGCAGGAAGCAGUCAGUGGGGGUCAGGAUUAGUGUUCAUGGAAAAGCUGCCCCUGCCGGGGAGUCGUGGGGCGCAAGACGCAGUGUCUGCCCAGCUGGGCUGCCUUGGGCCCCUCUGUAACGGCUGGCUGUCCCCAGGACAGGGAGAAAGUCCUGGGCAGGGGUCAGCACUGCAGGCUUUCCCCCCGCCCCUCGCCUCCUCAGCCAGGGGCCCACGUUUCCUCAGCAGUGACAGCAGGACCUGAAGCCCCGAGGGAAGGACUGCCCUGCUGCCACCGCCCUGCACACGUGUCAGCCGCUGCCUGUGGCCUAGAGUCUGCACAGCACAGCCUGAGAACCCCCAGGAUCCCAGGACUCCUCUGGGCCAGUGCUGGCUUCUCCCUCUCCAGCAUCCAGCGAGAUGCUGUGCUCCCUCUUCCCUGCCCCUUACUGCUCCAUCCCCGUGGAGCUCAGGAGUCCCAGAAUGACAUAGCACAAGGGAGGGGGCCUCGACCCUCAGUGACAGGCUGGCAGGUGGCCACACCCAUCCCAGCCAUCACCCAGUGCUUGGGGGCCUGGCCCCACCCACUGCCUCUUCACUGUGAGGCCAGGACCUCAGGUGCCAAGGGGACAUUAUUCACCGUGCAGCAAACGUACAUAAGUGCAAGCUUUCAGGUACCCUUAGAAGCUGUAAUACGGGUGAUGGCUUUUCCAAAAUAAAUAAACUGCACUUAGCAGAA